CUCGCGCGCGCGGGAGGAGUAACGGAAAGUUCCGAGGGGUAACGGAAAGUUCCGAGGGAUUAGCGGAGGUAACCGAAGGGUACCGGAAGAUACCGAGAGGUGGCGGAAAGUCCCGAACGUUGUGAGGAGAACGGCGGCAGCGGCGGCGGAGAGGGAAAUGGUGGAAAAAGAGGAGGGGGAGGGGGGGCCCGGCGGCAUCAGCGAGGAGGAGGCGGCGCAGCUGCGGGCAUCCCGUGUGCUGCUGGUGGGGCUGCGUGGUCUCGGCGCAGAGGUGGCCAAGAAUCUCAUCCUGGCAGGAGUGCGGGCGCUUACCAUGCUGGACCACCACCAGGUGUCCCCUGAGGACACACGGGCUCAAUUCCUGGUCCCUGCUGGCUCUGUGGGGCGCAAUAGGGCCGAAGCGUCGCUGGAACGGGCGCAGAACCUCAACCCCAUGGUGGAUGUCAAGGCCGACCCCGAAAGCGUCGAGAGCAAACCUGAAUCUUUCUUCACCCAAUUCGAUGCUGUGUGCGUGACGUGCUGCUCGCGGGACGCCAUGCUGCGCAUCGACCGCAUCUGCCACCAAAACGGCGUCAAGUUCUUCGCCGGCGACGUUUUCGGCUACCAUGGCUACGCCUGCGCCGACCUGGGGGAGCACGACUUCGUCGAGUGGGUUUUUUUUUUGGGGGGGGUAAAACAGUGCCGUUUUGGGGCUAAAAAG
Phasianus colchicus (ring-necked pheasant) is the source of this 700-nucleotide messenger RNA. Lineage: Eukaryota; Metazoa; Chordata; Aves; Galliformes; Phasianidae. The record is from RefSeq and is a predicted model, not a curated record.